Molecule: messenger RNA, 1578 nt
Organism: Ilyonectria robusta
Lineage: Eukaryota; Fungi; Ascomycota; Sordariomycetes; Hypocreales; Nectriaceae
Product: glycoside hydrolase superfamily
Exons: 6
Coding region: 1-1578 (525 amino acids)
Biological process (GO): glucan catabolic process
Cellular component (GO): extracellular region; cell surface
Molecular function (GO): beta-glucosidase activity
Source: RefSeq, a predicted model, not a curated record
AUGUCACAAGUUCUUAAAACCAACGGUGCGCGAAUCGUUGAUUCUAGUGGCAAUGAGGUCCUGCUUCGAGGUACUGCCCUAGGAGGAUGGAUGCUUAUGGAAAAUUUCAUGAAUGGAUUUCCAGGUCGAGAAUGUCAAAUUCGAGGCGCAUUGCUCAAUGUGCUUGGCAAAGACAAGUGUGAAUUCUUCUUUGACAAGUUUCUGGAGUACUUCUUCACGGACAAGGAUGCCCAAUUUCUCGCCUCGAUUGGAUUCAACUGCCUCCGGCUAAGCUUGAACUAUCACCAUUUCGAAGAUGACAUGAAUCCCUUUGUCAUCAAAGAGGAGGGGUUCAAGCACGUUGACAGGGUCAUCGACAUUUGUGCAAGGCAUAAUAUUUAUACCAUCAUCGACAUGCAUGCCCUUCCUGGGGGCCAGAACCAAGAUUGGCACUCGGACAAUCCUACCGGGUAUGCUGCAUUCUGGGAUCACAAGCAUUUCCAAGACAGAGCUGUCGGUCUCUGGGAGCACAUUGCAAAGCGCUACAAGGGGAACCCUUGGGUUGCGGGAUAUAAUCCAAUGAACGAACCCGCCGACUCUGAAUGGACCAGGUUGCUGGCUUUUUAUGACAGAAUUGUACCUGCCAUCAGAAACAUCGAUCCGGAUCAUAUCCUCUUCCUCGAGGGAAACACCUUCAGCAUGGACUUUACCGGAUUUGAUAAGGUCUUCAGUAACUCUGUUUACGCUAUUCAUGAUUACUGCGGAUUUGGUUUUCCGAAUCGGAUCGGCCGAUACCAUGGCCUUCAAGAGCAAGAUGCGUACAUUAGAAGAAUGUACGACCGCAAAGUUGCUUUUAUGAAAGAGCACAAUGUCCCUAUCUGGAACGGUAAGUUCUUUGGUCCGAUAUAUGAACGUGAGGAGUACAACCAGGAUUGGGAGGUUCAUAACAACGAGAGAUAUGAUAUGCUCGACCGCCAACUUUCUAUUUACACAUCCGAGAGCAUCGCUUGGUCAAUCUGGGCGUAUAAGGACAUUAACGUCAUGGGAAUGACGUAUGUUUCCCCCGACUCAGCAUGGCUGAAGCUGUUGGGUCCGAUGAUCAACAAGAAACGGGAACUCGCAGUAGACUCGUGGGCGUACGACGAUGCACACCUCCAAGAUGGGCUCUUUGGUCCACUCCAUCAGUGGUUCGAGGACAACAUCCCAUCGAAGCACUCCAAGAAGUACCCGUGGCAGUGGAGAAUGCACAUGCAUGUCUUUAGGGGGAUUCGAGGCAUCACAAUGGCAGAGUACCUAAUUCCAGAGUGGGCUGAAUACUUCAGGGGCAAGUCAUUUGAGGAGCUGGAUGAGCUGGCCGCCAGCUGGAAGUACGAGAACUGCGUGCAGCGAGAGCGACUCAACCAAGUACUGGGCCGAUAUGCUCCAAUGAAGGCUGACGACACGCGACUCGUAGGCAAAGUCAUCCUGGCCGAAGAGGGAAAGUCGGACAAGAUGGGGCUUAGCACGACUCAAUCUGUGUCGGGAGUAGGCGUUUUCGAACUUGCCCCUGAUGAGAAAAAGGGCCCAGAUACUCAGCCUACUCCUAUUUCCGUAGCUUGA